AUGAAGACCUUCUUUGCUCUUAGUGCCUUGGCAGCCCUUUGCCGGUCCGCCUUUAGUCUCGAAGAGGGACCUUACACAAUCGGAUCUGCUAGUCUUGAAGGAAGUAUGGUUCUAGGCGGUCAAAUCGACGAGCCUCUCAGAUUUUCCCCCAGGAAUGACGAUCCUGGCCACAUUUGGAACUUCACUCUAAUCGACAACAACAACCAACGCGAUUUCCUAAUCCGCAACGAUUUCGGUGACUUCAUCAACUGUGGUGAUGAAGCAGGUUCUGCUUGCUUAGCCGGAGGGGAGGAGGAGGUUUACACCGCCGAAGUUGUUGGUGACAACAGUUAUCAGCUCGUUGCAAAGAAGUCUGGAUACUUCUUGCGUGCCGAAGGCGAAUAUUUGCAACUUGCUGCAUGGGAUCAGACUCCUAAUGAGGAGUUUGUCUUGACUUCGGCCUAUUAG
Molecule: messenger RNA, 447 nt
Organism: Penicillium samsonianum
Lineage: Eukaryota; Fungi; Ascomycota; Eurotiomycetes; Eurotiales; Aspergillaceae
Exons: 1
Coding region: 1-447 (148 amino acids)
Source: RefSeq, a predicted model, not a curated record